UAGGAAAAGAGUGUAGCUGCUUUUAUUGGUCAUCUAUUCAGUGCUGUUUGCGGAUUUGGUUCGGUUUUUUCGCACAAUGGAUGAGAUCUGAAUAUGUGUAAAUCAAAUCCAUACUAUCAUAUAUUCCCUCAAAAAGCUUUUGAAACAAUACAAAUCUAUGUUUAAAUACACACACAUGAGAUAAUGAAUAGGUGUGGUACUGUGGGUAAGGAGAUGUAUGAAUCGGAGCUGCACAUAGACGGACUGUGACGCCAGCGUUUGAUGCAAGACCCAAAGACGGUAGGCGGACCGUUCAGAUGGGUUUGUUUCGGGAUGGGAUUCCGACUGUCAGUUCACUUCACCUUGGCACAUCCAACAUACCGUUAAAGUAAAGCAAAAUGGAAAUGCAAAGGCUCGUUUGACGGCAGUUCAUCGGAAAUCCCAACAGUGCCGUCCGAGUGAGUCAAAGUAGAGCUAGUGAAGCAUCUGUCGUACACAAACACGAUGGGGUCACAACGGCGAUAAUUUCAGUUAAAUGAAUGUCGCUUUUCAUCAUUAACUCCACAACAACCUCAUCAUCGGCGAUGCGGGGAACAGCUGACCUCAGAACAGCAGAGACCUUAUAAGAUUGAAAUCACCGAGAGCUGUCCAGGGUCCUGACGACGCGCCGAGCCAUGGGUAUACAACACUUUCUGCUGCUGUUGAUUUAUUUGGACCCGCUGAACGUGUUUUGUACCCUGACCGCCAAACGAACGAAACCAGCGCCUAAACGGCCCCAGAAGCCGAAGGAAUUGAACAGCACCACGGUCGCACCCUCGGCAUCCACGCAGCGGAUCACGCAGGUCCGUCCGUCGCACACCCACGAGACCUGCUUGGGUUACUACGACGUGAGCGGACAGUUUGAUAAGGAGUUCGAGUGCAAUAACACCGACCAUCGCUACUGUUGCGGGUCGUGUUACUUGCGUUUCUGUUGCCAGUUUAAAGGCAACCGGUUAGAGCAGAGAACAUGCAAAAAUUACCACAAACCGGACUGGGUGAAAACUGUGCCACCGUCUCCUAUUCCAACAGGUGAUACUUACGAUCCGAGUAUGGACCAAACCAACACCGCGGUUUAUAUUACCUGCGGUAUUAUUGCUUUUAUUAUAGUUCUUGGGGUGUCAACAAAAGUCGCGUAUGACAAAGCAACUCAACCGCCUCAGGAAAUGAAUAUUCACAGAGCCCUAGCAGAUAUUCUCAGACAGCAAGGACCAAUUCCUAUAUCGCAGUAUGACUGUGAAAACUUUGCGGCGAUGAACAGCUCAUCCAAAGACAACACGCCACAACGCACAGGUUCCAAAAACCACUACACCCCUGUUCACAGCUCAAAAUCCAAUCACGGAGGACAUUACCCGAAGGACAGCAGUCGCGGUGGCGGCCAUGACCUUCACAACUUCAUAUCUUCUGGCUUUGUGACGCUCGGCCGAAGCCACGCGAAAGGGGAAAAGCACUUGCCGGUCCGGUCUCAAAGUCACCAUGGAGCCCAUCAGCAUAACUACAACCAUCUUGGUCUUAGUAGUCCAACUCGAACGCCAAAAAAUGCUCACAGACCUGUAAGACACGAGAGCACACGGAUGAGCAGCAUUCUCACAUCACAGACCGAGCCAUACGAUCUGUCCUUCUCUCGUUCAUUCCAGAGCCUGUCCCACCUCCCUCCUUCGUACGAAUCUGCUGUGAAAGCUGACCUCAACAAAUACUCCUCACUUAAGAGACUAACGGAAAAAGACAUGGAUGACUACUACAGCAGAAAGAGGCAUCUGCCAGACCUGGCAGCACGAGGAACUCUUCCCCUGCACAUGAUCAAGAUAAACCAGGACUCUCAGAGCAGUCAGCAGGUCCAACAGCAGCAACAACAACAACAGCAGCAGCAGCCGCCACCCCGCCAGCGCCCACGCAAAGUCCAGAGAGCCAUGUCCCAGGAUCGCGUGCUGUCCCCCGAGCGCAGCCACGGCAACGACUUCCCCAUGUCACCCUACCCCAUGUCCCCAUACGGUGGUCGCAUCCUCUCCGACGAGCAGCUCCUCUCAGCCGAGCGCCUGCGCUCUCACGAACGGCUGAUCUCGCAGGACCGCCUCCACUCGCAGGACCGCCACUAUUCCCAGGACCGCAUUCACACGCAAGACCGGAUGAUGAUGUCACAGGAACGCCUCCAUUCUCAGGAACGCCUCUACUCGCAGGACCGCCUGCACUCCCAGGACCCGCUAAUCUCCCCCGAGAAGAUGAUGUCCAUCAAGCGCGCUGGGUUCCGCAGCGAAAAGUCCAUGUCCAGAGCCAUAUCACACACGGACGUGUUCAUGCCUACCACGCCCAUCCUCGACCGUUAUAAGAUGACAAAAAUGCACUCCCAUCCCAGUGCCUCCAACAACGCCACACAAAACACUUUAACCAUGAGCCAGAACCAGACAGCCUCAAAGAGGCAGGCCUUCGCCUCUCGCCGCACGCAGACGGUAGAGCAGCUCCACUACGUCCCGCAACAACAACAACAUCACCAUCACUACCGCACAGGCAGUAAGACCGAAGUAACUGUUUAACCGCUGUGAACAAUUGAUCCAAGCGAAAAACUGGUCACUGAUACAAACCAGCACCAGCUACUCUAGUACUGAGACUACUAUUCUGUGUGUGCAUACCCAUUCAUUUAUAUGUGUUUGUAGAUCACAAGGAAAAGACGGACUUGUAAGAAACACGUCAAAGAGAUUCACAAAGAGCGAUGACUUACUGAAGAGGUGAAAGAACGAUAUAUGGACAUGGAACCGAACUGUAGAAUUAAAUACAAAUCCUGUUUAUACUUCCAGUCCUAGUCCAUAGCUUUAGAGGUUCUUAUAAUAUUCGCACUUCUGUCGGUGCCUCUACGAAAACGUAACAUUUCAACGACGAAGUGGUUUUGUGGGUUAAAAAGCACAAUCAAGUAAAAGUUGCGUUUUGCUCCGUUUCGUUCAUUCGUUUGGUUGGUGACGGCUAGCACAUAUCAGUUUUUUUUUAUUUUGCAUAGAUGAUUGUAAAUAAGCUCUUUUAGGCACAGUAAAUGGAGGAGUCGGUUCUGGUUGACAUUUGUAUUAUUGUAGUUUUUUUUAGAAAUUCAAAACUACAGACUUAUAGACAAGCCACUAAGCCAAUGUCGGACCAUUUAAAGUAAUAUGAUACUGUACGUGUGUCUUUACAAAUGUGUACGUAGAAUGAAAUUCAGCCGAAUGAUGUUGAAAAAUGGACAACUGUUGAUAUCUGGCUGUAGACUGUGUUGCAGUGACUCACAAGACAAAUGAGUAUAUUAUGCUUGUUGUGGUAGCUUCAAAUAAACCGUCAUUAUUUUUCUAAACACGAACAUUCAUGUGGUAAAAGUCUUACAUGCCUUGAAAAACAACUAAA
Misgurnus anguillicaudatus (oriental weatherfish) is the source of this 3378-nucleotide messenger RNA. It is a transcript of the gene shisa6b, whose product is annotated as shisa family member 6. The record is from RefSeq and is a predicted model, not a curated record. Gene Ontology annotation, cellular component: postsynaptic density; postsynaptic membrane; AMPA glutamate receptor complex. NCBI's taxonomy places the organism in Eukaryota, Metazoa, Chordata, Actinopteri, Cypriniformes, Cobitidae. Gene Ontology annotation, biological process: regulation of AMPA receptor activity; regulation of short-term neuronal synaptic plasticity.